Messenger RNA from Aaosphaeria arxii CBS 175.79, 2814 nucleotides. RefSeq lists its product as uncharacterized. The transcript has a single exon. NCBI's taxonomy places the organism in Eukaryota, Fungi, Ascomycota, Dothideomycetes, Pleosporales. The coding region runs from base 1 to 2814 and encodes 937 amino acids. The record is from RefSeq and is a predicted model, not a curated record.
AUGUCUAAAAGCGUUCUUGGCUGUGUUGCCCUCAUUGGGCUUGUGAAUUCUGUUCAAGCUCAAGGUCGCUCCACCAGCGAAGCUGUCAAAGUCAAGUGGCUUGAAGAUGCGCCAAAAUACAACGGCGGUGUCACGUUCGGUUUACCAUGGGCGCUUGGGCAGUUCUCUGCCAAUGCAUCCACUUUCUCCGCUUCGUCAGGGAAUGGGGAUGUCCAAUUGCAGUCUUGGAUUAACGCGUACUGGCCAGACGGAUCGAUCAAGUGGACCGGCCACGCACUCGGUGCUUCGGAGUCGGCCUCAGAUGAAUACACUAUAACUGCGACUGGUUCGGGCACUGGAAAUGCAACUCGGCUGAGAAAACGAGCGAUAAACGACACAAAUGUUAUCCAGGUCACCCAAACAGCAGACAAUAUCCGAGUCAAUACCGGGAAGAUUACUGCGGAGUUUCCAAAAUCGGGCGAUUCGAUCCUUUCUUCCAUUAAGACAUCUAGUGGAAAGACCGUCGGCACCAAUGGUCGCUUGGUUCUUAGGUCUCAAUCUGGUGUUGGAGAUGAUGACAGUGGAGAUGCCGCCGCAGUCGACUACUAUAACUUCAUCAGCAAGGUUUCCAAUGUGACUGUAUCUAAAGAGACGUCCAUUCGCACCCUGGUGACUGUGCAAGGCAUCCACCGUCUUGAAGAGAAAUUAUCGGGCACGCAUAAAGAUUGGCUCCCCUUCACCGUUCGUUUCUACCUCUACGCCAAUUCUGAGGCCAUUCGAAUCGUUCAUACCAUUAUCUAUGAUGGUGAAUCUAAGAAUGACUUCAUCUCUGGGUUGGGUGUCAAGUUCGAUGUGCCGCUCGAGGGCGAGGAAUUCUACGACCGCCAUGUUCGAAUUGCCGGCGUCGAUGGAGGAAUACUGCACGAAGCAGUGCAAGGACUCAGCGGUCUCCGUCGGGACCCCGGCAAGAAUGUCACUGAUGCACAGUAUGAAGGCAAGAAGCUGCCAGAUAUCAGCACAUGGCCUGCCAAUGUUCGCACCCGCACGCAAUGGAUCCCCACAUGGAGCGACUACCGCCUUACCCAACUAUCGCCAGACGGAUUUAACAUCCAGAAGCGAACAAAGGCCGGUCAAAGUUGGCUCAAGAUUCCCGGAGGUACUCGUGCCGGCGGCCUCGCAUAUCUUGGUGGUGCAACCGUGGGUGGGCUUGCUGUCGGCCUUCGCGACUUCUGGAAGAAGUAUCCUACCAGUCUGGACAUCUCGAACGCCGCCACCGACACCGGAUCAAUCACCCUGUGGCUUUAUAGCCCUUCGGCUGAGCCUCUGGAUGUGCGUCCUUAUCACGAUGGUCUUGGAGAAGACACAUAUGCAAAACAGUUAGACGCUCUCGAGAUUACAUACGAGGACUGGGAAGGGGGUUAUGAUACUCCAUAUGGUGUUGCCAGAACCAAUGAGCUAUACAUCUAUGCCUUUGACAGCACUCCAACUGCGGAGAAGCUAUCUCAGCUAACGAACAACACCAACGAGCCGCCAGCUCUUGUCGCAGACUCUGCAUACAUCGCCGAAACUAAGGCUCUCGGUACUUACUGGGCCACCCCGGAAUCCACUGUCGGGUCAGCAAAAGCGGAGGCCCUUGAGUCACAAUUGGAUUUCCUCGUCAAGUUCUACGAAGGACAAGUAGAGCAGCGCCGCUGGUAUGGCUUCUGGGAUCAUGGAGAUAUCAUGCACACUUACGACCGGGUUCGCCAUCAAUGGAGCUACGAUGUCGGAGGAUACGCAUGGGAUAAUUCCGAACUGUCGCCAGAUCUGUUCUUCUGGAACUUCUUCCUCCGGACCGGCCGUGCCGAUGUGUUUCGACUCGCCGAGGCUCAAGCUCGUCACGGCGGCGAGGUGGAUUCGUAUCAUCUCGGAAAUUUCACUGGUCUCGGCACGCGUCACGGUGUUCAGCACUGGAGCGAUAGUGCUAAGCAAGCCCGUAUCUCCACGCCUAUCUACCGAAAGGCGUUCUUCUACCUCUCCGGCGGGGACGAGCGUACGGGUGAUCUGAUUCAUGCCGUUCUCGAAGCCGAAAAGGCUUUCGUCCUAGUCGAUGCUCGCCGCAAAGUGCGUGAUCCUUCCAUUAUCUAUACCCCCGAUCCCGAGGCUCUGUUCCUAAACUUCGGCACCGACUGGGGUAGCAUCGCAGCAGCAUAUCUUAUCGAAUGGGAACGGCGAGGUCCCCGCUGGGAAGAAUGUCGAGACAAGCUCAUCAACACCUUCAAGACCUUCCCGAAGCUCAAGAACGGCUUCGUGACCGGCGAAGCCCUCUACAACUCCCUUGACGGCACAUGGGCUCCUCCGCCCAACGAUCCCGAUAACGCCGGUACCGUCACAGUAUCCCAUCUCUCCUCCGUCUUCGGCGUCGUAGAAACCAUCGACGAACUCAUCACCCACUACCCAUCCGUUCCUCAACCUUUCGUCGACGCCUGGCUGGACUACUGCUACUACUACGGCGCCCCCAAAGCCGAACAAAAAGCUCGCUACGGCAAGGACUUCGGCAACCUCAACCUCAAACAAGGUCAUUCGCGUCUCACGGCCUACGCUGCUCGUGCCAGACAGAACGCCACACUCGCGGCCCGCGCGUGGAACGAGUUCUACACCAGCACAGACGGCCUCAGCCCGAAUGCCAGCUGGCAGACUGUCAGGAUCGAUGGCGAUAAGAGUCUGACUGUCGUCGACGAGGCGGAUUGGAUCUCGACGAAUGCGGCGGCGCUGUAUGGGCUGAGUGCUAUUGAGAAUUUGGCGAUUAUUGGGGCUGCGGAUAAGAUCAAUUUAAAUGUUACCGGUAGUGCUUAG